AUGCGGAACCAAUUUUCUGCUGAAUGUAUUUUCAAAGAAGAAAUGUUGGAAAAUUUGUUCAAUUUAUAUUCGUCAUGCUCUUACGGCUCCAAGCAUAAGCCAUGGUAUGUUGCUUUAAAGCAAAAUGGGCGACCAAAAAGAGGUAAUCGGGCUAGAAAAAAGAAAAAAAGUACACAUUUUAUGUUUGUUAAAUAUGACGGCGAUAAGCCAAAUGAAGUCUUUGAAAACAUCGCGAAACUUCGACGACAAAGUGGCGGACAUUCAAGGCCAAUCCGUUAUGUUGAGGACCACGGUGACGGUAAAUCAGUUUCGGAACUUCAACCUUUGAAUGCAUCUUUACAAGCGAUGUUACGAGCGUUGAACGCAACCAAAUCCGGGGGCAACCUUGUUGUGAAACAGCUUGAAAGCAGAAAUAUUGUCAGGAAUUCAUUCAAAAAGCGCGUACGAAGUCGACUGGAAAGAGAGGAACUAAAGCGAACGAGAAGGAGAGAACAGUUAAAACUUUUGAGGUUAAGAGCAAAAUUAGAGGAAGCAGAACGAAAAAAGCGACGAAAAGAAUUGGAUAAUAUUUCGUUAACUGAAAAAUUACAGCAAGCUGCGGCUGUAACUUCGGAUUCAGCAGAAAGAAUUAAGCUAGAAAUUAAUGAAAAUUCUGCCUGGAUUAGUGAUUACAAACGAAGUAUUGAAUCAUUAAAACAGCAGAUCAAUGAAAUUGAAGGUAUUCUACAGCUGCCUACACGACUGGGUGUUUCUUGA
Molecule: messenger RNA, 756 nt
Organism: Enterobius vermicularis (human pinworm)
Lineage: Eukaryota; Metazoa; Nematoda; Chromadorea; Rhabditida; Oxyuridae
Source: the annotation of a GenBank genome assembly